This is a messenger RNA of Epithele typhae, 2076 nucleotides long. RefSeq lists its product as uncharacterized. Lineage: Eukaryota; Fungi; Basidiomycota; Agaricomycetes; Polyporales; Epitheliaceae. The transcript is spliced from 5 exons. The coding region runs from base 1 to 2076 and encodes 691 amino acids. The record is from RefSeq and is a predicted model, not a curated record.
AUGGCCUUGACUGCCACCGCCCAAUCGGCCCUGCACCGUGAGCCCGCCUGGGACGAGGCGAUAGUGCCCGCACUGCGCAAACGUCUCAAAGACGAGAGCAGCGCGCUCGCCAAGCGCAUAUCCGCCGCCUCCAUGGGCUCCAAUGAGGACCUCUCUCAAGACCACCACCACUACUACUUACCCCCCAUCUCUCCCCCCACCUCCUCCUCCUCGAGCUACGCGCUCCCCAACAGCAAGCCGAGCGCCAUCCCCCGCCCGAGCCUCUCGAGCUCAACAACGUCCCCCUAUCAGCGCUCGCGCGCACUAUCCCAACCGUACGCCGACUUCUCUGUCGACUCGUCCAGCGACCGUCCGACGUCUCCUGCCGUCAACGGGAACGCUUCCAAGAGCACACGCAUCCCCGUCUCGCGCACCAGAGCAGGCAGCACCUCCAGCCAGGGCCACUCGGUGUACAAUGGCUCCAACGGCCGCGCAAACGGCCGCCUCCCCGACCAGUCCGACGCGUAUCUCUACCCCGUCGAAGAGCGCGAGCGGGCUCAACAAGCGCAUUCACAGACGAGCCGGUCCACCAUCCGCCUCCCGCGACACAAGGGAUCCGACAUCUUCCAGGAGCCCCCGCCGUUCUCCUCCUCGCCCCCCCGGAGCCAAGACUACAACCAUGGGCGGAUGUCUCCGGAGCGAGAGAGGAUGUCGUCCGACUCGGAGGAACACCCGUUCGAACACUGGUACCGCGGCGACGUCGCCCGCAACGGCGGCGUCGGCGAGCUCCGCGUCGCGAGACGCCAGGAGAUGCUCGACAUCGCCAACUACGGCCAUACCCUCCAGAGCAAGUCCUCGCUGCGGGCCACCCCGAGCGGCCUUUCAUCACGGGGGGAGCUCAACGGGAGGGUUAGGGGGCGCUCGCGGGCGGACAGCGUCGGGGCGAGGGGAAGCGUGUACAUCGAUCCCGACGAGGUGCACCUCUCGGCGGCGGUGAUGGAGGAGCGGCCGCUGACGGACCUGGAGGACGACGGGUACGAGGACCACCUGGACGACUACUACACCCAAGCCGUGCAGCCGCACCUGAACGGCUCGAUCUCGUCGCCGUCGCUUGAGCGGAGCGACACGCCGACGAGCCGGAUGACCCAAAACACGUCGCGCAGCCGAAUACCGCAGCCGUCGCGGUCGCGGACGACGACGCCGACGCCGAGCAAGCCCGUGCGGAGCGCGUCAGACGAUGCUGCGCCCCCACCCGGCACUUGGCCCGAGGCCCCCCGUCCGGCGACUCAGGUCAAGACACAGGGUUUGCCUCCGUCGAUGCCUUCCCCUGCCUCUGCGCUCUCGGGCUCCAGCCCACCCACGCCUUCGACGCCGUCCGGGAAGCGGAUAGUGAAGAGUCCGACGGGCACCGCUGCGCCCGCAUCGAAGAAGGCCAAGUCGAGGGCGCCCCCGUCGUCGAUGAAGCGGCCCGCAGGACCCCCGCGGAAUGAGGAGAAUCGACGAUCGAUCGGACAGUAUCCGUCGCUGGACGGCGACGAGGACGCGAUUCCCUCAUGGACGCAGCCUAAGCCUGCGAACGGCAACUGGGAUGACGUCGUCCUGCCCGUCGUGGCGCGGAAGCGUGGUCUGCAGGAUCAGUACGAGCACGCGGACGGCAGCCCCAAGCCGAAAGAGCCAGAGGAGGUCAUCUAUGAGCCUGCGCCCGGCACAUUCGGGUAUGAUGCAACCAAGUACCGGAAGCGGAACAGCGGUGGCAUCGACGCCAUCCCCAUGGACGAGUUCGGUCAACGGCCACCACCCUCGCCGCACUCGCCAAAGUCCCCCGAGUUCCCCCAACCCCCGGCGAGCCCAGUCGCGCAACCACCUCCCAUGGAGCACGGCUCGGGCAGUCCGCUGCAGUCGUCGAGUCGGGACCGCCGUGCGGACUCGCCACCGCCAUUCGCGCACUACAUGAAGGAUGGCGCGUCGACGCCCGCACCUCCACAGAUGCAGAUGGAGAUCCUUCCGCCGCUUGGUCCGCUCCCGCCCGCGAACCACAAGGAGCAGAUUCCAGAGGAGGACGUCGGCGGGGGAUGCUGCAAGUGUGUCAUUAUGUGA